GCCCACGUCAAAAAAUGACCUUGUCAUGUCUGAUAUUUAAAGCAAUAUAUUUCGAUAAUAAUGAUAGAUUGGCAUAAAAUCAUUUGUGUAAUAGAUACAGAGAAUCUUUAAAAAUGCCUAAGAAAGGUAAAGGCAAGGAGCCCGCCCCUGCUAAAGCCGCUGCUCCCGGCCCUCCACCCAAGCCUAAAAAGAUUCCUCCACCACCAGCAUGCUUUGGUCCUGAAGACUUAGCGAAAUUCAAAGAAUUAUUUAAAGCGUGUGACGAAGAAAAUAUUGAUAAGGUUAAAAUAGAACAAAUACCAUUCAUGUUACGAAAGCUAGGAUUCAAUCCAAAAAGCCAGGAAAUAAAAGAACUCUACAGAUUAUUUUUGGAAGAUGAUUUAGUUGAUACGGUAGAAUAUCAUGAAUUCUUAUUUAUGAUUGAGGCUAAAAUGAACUGGGGUGACGAUUUCGAGUUGGCAGUGACGAAAGCAAUGGCAGCACUUGCACAUGACGAUGAGCACGAGAUAGGUAUUGCUGAUUUUGAAAUAUUAAGAGAAGAGCUAACAGUCUGGGGUGAGCCUAUAACAGAAAUUGAAUUUGUCGACUGGAUAAAACUAUCAGUGAAAGACAAAACAUAUAAUAUGGAAGAUGGAACGUUUAAUUACGUUAAGUUUAUAGAGAAUAUGAACGCCAAGGAUGUAAAGUAUAUUAAGGAGCCGAUAAACUUCUACAAGCUGGACCAGAAGACUUUAGCCGCGAUGGCGAUAAAGAGAGCCCAAGAAGAGAAAGAAGAACAGGAAAAGAAAGAUGCUCUCAACAAGGCCAAGGAAGAAGCGAAGAGACAGAAGAUGAUUGCUGAUGGUUUAAUUCCUCCAGAUUAGAUACACGAAUCUUCGGUCAUCAUUAAUGAGUGAUCAAAGUAGAUAUUGAACAAGUAUAAUUGUCGCAAAAAAUUAUUGUUUAUUUUAUGAAAAUUACACGAGCUAGUAAAUAUGCCUCAUAAUUCCAAAAAGAGUGUUUUUUGUAUACUGCUGUUUUUUUUAUGUAAUAGGAGGCAAUCGGGCAGGAGGCUCACCUGAUGUUAAGUGAUACCAUUGGACAUUGUCAGAAGGCUCGCAAGUGCGUUACCGAAAACCGCCGGUGGUUUUUCUAUAUUUUCUAGUAGUCUUUCUUUUCUUGGAAGCGCACUCUAGUUUUUGUUGUAAAUGAGCCUGUCACGUAAGUUUUUGAGCCGUGAAUAUUGAGGAAUUAACGAAGGUAUACAUUAACAAGUGCUUUAUCAACACAAUCUUAGAAAUGUUUUCUUCCAUUACAGUACUAGAAAACAACGAUUAACUCAUGGUAAUGACGUACAUACAUACAUAUUCAACAAUCCUGCAUAAUUUUUAUAGAUGCGAAAUGGGUCGAGAAUAAGAGAUGUUACUUGCAUAUAUUAACGGUGGUAGAAAAAGUUUUCUUUUAUAUCAUGUAUGUAUUUAUUUCGUAAUCCCACAGCUAACAUAAAUUAUAUAUAAUAUAUAUGUAUAUUUUCAUUUACAAAAGGAAAAAAACACUAAAAAAUAUUCAAUAUAUUUAACUAUCAUAUUCGCAAUUCCAGUUGGCUGUAAUCUGGAUAUCCUGUACCCGAUUCCAGUGAUAUUUUUUUAGGCACGGAAGGAUAAUAUUUUUUU
Molecule: messenger RNA, 1652 nt
Organism: Pieris brassicae (large cabbage white)
Lineage: Eukaryota; Metazoa; Arthropoda; Insecta; Lepidoptera; Pieridae
Product: caltractin-like
Exons: 3
Coding region: 114-863 (249 amino acids)
Cellular component (GO): myosin II complex
Source: RefSeq, a predicted model, not a curated record